Molecule: messenger RNA, 3608 nt
Organism: Paramecium primaurelia
Lineage: Eukaryota; Ciliophora; Oligohymenophorea; Peniculida; Parameciidae
Source: the annotation of a GenBank genome assembly
AUGAUAUGUCCAUAAUAUUUAUUGGAUUCCAUCAAUAAUUGUAAUGAUAGAGUAAUAAAGAGAGCAUAUGAAAAAUUGGAGGGUAAACAAGUACAAACUAAAUUAAAUUAAGAAUCUAGUAGAGGUGUGUUAAUAAUUGAAAUAAUCUCUAAGGACAUAAUUAAGUUUACAAAACGUUUAAGAUAAAAAGACAGAUAGUAAAUAUCUUUUAAAUAUUUUAACAGAUAUUAGUUCAUUAGCAUUAUUACUAUUAGCACUUUGUAGCUAUAGAUUAAAUGAUUUUAAUUUAAGUCAUUUAAUUGCUUACUUUGGAUGUUCUCAAGAGACUCAAUAAUUAGAUUCUCAAGAAUUUGAUUAAGUAGAAUGGCUUAAAUUAGAAUUAGAAUGGAUAUCAAUACAAUCCUUAUAAAAAAUGAAUCAGUUAUAAGAAUGUAUAAUUAAAAUAGAAAAUGUUUAAAAAUAAUUAUAAAAGAGUAAGAAUAGAAAGAUGUGGACUUAAUUAGAGAUUAUAUUAGAGUAGAAGAAAUCAUAUUUGCAAGAUUAUUUGGAUAAUAAAUAGAGAAUAUUUUAAAUGUAUAGUGAUGAUGAGAAAGCAGUUUUAGCCAAAAAAUUAUAAUAAUUAUUUCUUAAAUAGGAUUAAGAUCUAUAUUUUUAAUAAGAAGGUUAUCCUGCUUAUUUAAUUAGUUCUUAAUGGAUUGCUCGUUUUAGUUUAUUCACAAAAUAUUAUGAAUUGAGAAGGGAAAAUCCAGAUUAAUUAAAAUCAUUUAUUGCAAAAAAGAAUGUAUGAUGUAAUUAUAUUAUAUAAAGAACUCAAUGGAAGAUGAAACAUUUGUAGAAAUAUUUAAAUAAUAUUGUAAUCAAUAAACAUAUGAAGAAUUGGAAAAAAUAUCAAAUUCAACCUAAAAUAAUAGUGAUAUACAAAUAUGUCCAAUUUAUAAUGAUGAUUUAAUUGAUAUAUAAACAUAAUUUGAGAAAGACCCAUUGAAAGCAAAAAGCUAUUCAAAUUAUGCUUUAAACAAAUCUAUUAGAGAAAAUUAGAAUUUCAUAUUUGUAAGUAGCUAGAUAUGGAGAUUAUUAUAUGGAUUAUUUGGUGGUGUUGAAAUAAAAAGAAUAAUUAUAUGUAGAAGUUAACAUGCAGUUGAAACACAUUUAUUUUAAGUUAGAUGCUAGUUAUUCCCAUAAUCAUCUUAAAGGAUAAUAAAUUUAUAAUUUAAUGGAAAUGAAAGAAUGGAAGAUCUUAUUAAUAAAGUACAUAGGAUAACUAAUUAAAAAGUAAGAAAUAUUUGGAAGAUUCCUAAAGAAAUCAAUUAAGAAGAAUUAAUGAAAAGUUAAUCAGUAGUUGGUACAAAAUUAAGUAGAGAUAAUAUAUUAGAAGUAUUCUUAUUUAUUACAUAAGUAAGCAGAGAUAGGACCUGAAGAAGUUUUACUUUUAGAAUUAGAAUAAGAUUAAUAUAGAUUAUAAAAAAAAGAGAAUUUAUAAACAAUAAGUAUUCCUAAUAAAUGUGCGAAUUGUGGUAAUUAAGAAUCUUAACUUUAUUUAUGUGAAUGUAGAAGUGUUAAAUAUUGUAAUGAAACAUGUUAAGCUAAUGAUUUAAAGAAUCAUUAAGAUGUUUGUAAAAGUAAUUCUUUUAUUUAUUAAUUUAGAAAUUAUGGAAAAGGAUUCUUUAAUAAAUCAAUUAGCUAAAAAAUAUAAAGUUAGACCUCCAGCUAAAAUAAUUAAAAAUUCAGCCAAAGGAAUAUGUGGAUUAAGUAAUUUAGGAAAUACUUGUUUUAUGAAUUCUAGUUUAUAAUGUUUGAGUAAUGUAACUGAACUAACUGAAUAUAUGAUAUACAAUACUUUUCUAUAAGAUUUAAAUGAAAAAAAUCCAUUAGGUACAGGAGGUAGAUUAGCUUGCAAUUAUGCUGAAUUAUUAAAAGAUCUUUAUGAAUCUACAUCAACUAGUGUAGCACCUUGGAAUGUUAAAAAAGUGAUAGGAUAAUAAGCUCCUUAAUUUAAUGGUUAUAGUUAAUAAGACUCAUAAGAAUUACUCUCAUAUUUAUUAGAUGGUUUACAUGAAGAUUUGAAUAGAAUUAAAAAGAAACCAUACAUUCCAGAUAUAGAAUAUAAGGGUUAAAGUGAUUAAGAAUUUGCAGAUAUAUAUUGGGAAAAUCAUAAAAAGAGAAAUGAUUCUAAAAUUAUAGAUCUUUUUACAGGAUAAUUUAAAUCAAGAGUAGAAUGUCCUGAGUGUAAUUUUGUAUCUAUAACUUUUGAUCCUUUUGUUACAAUAUCAUUACCAAUUCCUAGUAAAGAAUAUGUUUAAUUUCAAUUUUAUUUAAUUUUUAGAGAUUCUAAUUAAACACCUUUGAAAAUUUAAUAAACUUUACAAUCAACUUAAACAGCUGGAGAAGUUAUAGAUAUAAUUUCAAAGAUUAAAAAUAUCAAAGCUGAAUAUUUAAAAUUUUAUUCUUUAUAAGAUUCAGCUAUUAUUGACGAUGGAAUUUCACCAGAAUAAACAAUUAAAUAAAUAAAAGAGACUUAAGCUACAACAUUUUUAUAUGAAGAAUUUGAUGAAAAAAUAGAUAAACCAAUAUCUAAAUAUGAUUCUAAAAUAAAAUCACCAUAUUAUUAAGUACUCUGUAAUGUUAGAAAAUUUGAAGAAAAUAGAUUAAAUCAAUAGAAUUAUAGAAUAUCUUUUACAAGAAUUUGUUAUGUAGAUAGUCAAACAACAUAUUAAGAACUUCAUCUUAUUAUUUAUUAGAUCUUUAGAACUCAUAUAUUACAGAUUAGCGAUAUAACUUAUAAUUUAAAUUUGAAUAAGGAAUUUGAAUAGUUUUUAAAGAAUAUUAAAAAAGUUAUAUACAAAGAUUAAUUUGAAGAAUAUUAAGAGUUAUUAAAAUUAAAAGAAAAUAUAUUUUAACUCUAAGAUGAGAACAAUAGGCUUUUACCAUUUACAGAUAAAUAAAUAGAAGCAAAUGGAAAAUCAAUAAUAUUAAACGCAUAAUUUAAAUUACGUGCUGAACUUUUAAAAUUAAAUAGAUGUGUUGAUGCAGAUUUUACACUAUAAGUUUCAAAUCAAAGUUCUAUGUAAACAAUAACAUUAAAUGAUUGUUUAAAUUAAUUUUGUUAAGAAGAGGUCUUAGGAGCUGGAAAUGAGUGGUAUUGUUCUAAAUGUAAAAAACAUUAAAAAGCAAAGAAAUAAAUGUAAAUAUAUAAAGUAUAAUAAAUAUCCAUAUAAUUUAGGCACCUUAAAUUCUGAUAAUGCAUUUAAAAAGAUUUAGAUCCACAAGAGUCACUUAAUUUUAUGGUACCUAUUCUGUAGGAGGAGUUACUAAAAUAGUCUAAUAUGUUGAUUUCCCUGUUGAAAAUUUCAACAUAUAACCAUUUAUUUUAGAAAAAGUAUUUUUAUUUAUUUAAGAUUAAGGAAUCUCAAUAACCAUAUACUUAUGACUUAUUUGCAGUUUCCAAUCAUUAUGGUGGAAUGGGAGGUGGACAUUAUACAGCCUAUGCCAAAAAUCCAAUGUAUAAUGCCUGGUUUGAUUUUAAUGAUUCUUAAGUGAAAGAAUUAAGAUCAAGUCCAGUCACAGAUGCAGCAUAUGUUUUAUUUUAUAGAAGAAGAAAAGUAAAAUGA